Messenger RNA from Gadus morhua (Atlantic cod), 2710 nucleotides. RefSeq names its product TAFA chemokine like family member 5a (gene tafa5a). Gene Ontology annotation, molecular function: G protein-coupled receptor binding; receptor ligand activity. The transcript is spliced from 5 exons. NCBI's taxonomy places the organism in Eukaryota, Metazoa, Chordata, Actinopteri, Gadiformes, Gadidae. Gene Ontology annotation, biological process: G protein-coupled receptor signaling pathway. The coding region runs from base 940 to 1320 and encodes 126 amino acids. The record is from RefSeq and is a predicted model, not a curated record.
UCGACUCGACUCCGCGCGACCCGCGACGGUCUCCAUCAGUCCAUCGUCUUCUGGGGAACAAUUCACGGAACAACUGCGCACCUAAAAGCCACCGACCGCCUCCGACCAAAAAUCUGCUCUCCUGCGCGAUCUUUCCCUCUAGCGCGUGCUUCCACCGCCUCCAGUUCCCAGCCUCCUCCUCAGACAUCAUCACCCGGACGUGUGGACCACCGCGUUCUCUUGACACCACGGCUGGAUGGCGAAGCUUCGCGCGCGUAAAAUAAGCGGAUCUUCUUAACAGAGAGGAGCGGGAAAAGAGCGGGAGAGAGGGGAGGAGGAGAGAGGGGGAGACGGCAGGACAGGGGAGAGGAGUGGAGGAGAGCAGGCGGAGAGACUGCAGGGAGACUCGCUCCCUCUCGGCAUCCAGCAUGGGUGAGCGACGCGCGUGACACGCGGCAGCGAGCGGCACCGCUAGUCUGCGCGUGCCCCAACUCUGUCGAGUCUCGAGCCUCUUCAGGCGGACCAGCCGAGCCGGGAGAAGAAGACCCCGAAACCCACCGGAGCGGAGACUAGACCCCCGAAACCGAAACCCACCGGAGGAGAUUAAACUAAACCCUGCCUCCGGAGCUCGGAACGGCGGAAACAACCGGAGAGCGAUUCCCGCGCGCAGUUACCGGAUCGCUUUAUAUUAUUAAAACCCUGGUGGCGCAACGAGAUCUACGUCCCAAAGCACGUCCACGUCCCACCCGGACUAUAAAGACCCUGGUGGCGCAGACUCCCCCACCGGACGCGGAGAUCCAGGUCCCGAGGCAGGUCCCACCCGGACUAUAAAGUAGGAGUUCACGAGAGAGGAGAAGACGCGCUUUGAUUCUUCCGUUGGAGCUGAAGGGGUUGUUGGGUUGUUGGUUCGAGUCCCGGAGCGGAUCAUGGGGAUCGGCGCUUGAGCCGCCAGCAGCCAGCAUGCAGCUGCAGCCGCGGGUCGCGUGGGCGCUCGCGGGCGCCGCGCUGUGCUCCUUCCUCCUCCUGCUGCUCCACGCGCGCCUCCUCAAAGAAGGUCAGCUAGCGGCGGGGACGUGUGAGAUCGUGACUCUCGACCGGGACAGCAGCCAACCACGUCGCACCAUCGCCCGACAGACAGCCCGCUGUGCCUGUAAGAAGGGCCAGAUCGCUGGGACAACACGGGCCAGUCCCGCCUGCGUGGACGCGGCCAUCGUGAGGAAGAGGCAGUGGUGUGAGAUGUUCCCGUGCCUGGAGGACGAAGGAUGCGACCUGCUGGUCAACCGCUCGGGUUGGACCUGCACCCAGCCUGGGGGGAGGGUCAAGACCACCACCGCUCUAUGACGCGACAAGGCCCUCCUUCAACACUCUCCCAAGAUGGCGGAGAGCUCUGGCGAACCCUUGACAGACAGCCCACACCUCAUCACCUCCUCCUCCACCCUCACCAUGACUACCAUCAACGCCGUUGGUCCGUAAAAAGGCGGGAAAAUCCCAGAAGGUACACCCAGAUCACAUGAUGCGGUCAGAACCAAUGGUGGCGGCGAUGGUGAAUGGAGGACACUAGACCGCACCAAUUUCCUGUUUCCUUCAACCACCCAAUUCCUAUUUCCGUGCUGGGUUCAACUGGUUCCCCCCAGAGAUUAUCGCAGUUGGUUUCUUCGCUGUCUGUCAUCGGAUCACCAUGUCAUUUCCCGCCCUUUUUCGCAACCCCUCUACGCCUGUCACUCAACGGCGCCCUCUAGUGCCACGGAGGCCCAGAAAACCUUAACAAAAAAAUCUAACAAACAAACAAACUGGGGCAUCGUCUUGGAACUGCUUACUGUUGGAUUUUCCGAAAAGACACGGGUUCCAGGACAUAGACAGGACCAUUACAGACCGGAACCUGUGGCUUCUCCGGACCACCGCUCCAGAACCUAGACCGAGCCGACUGCUCUGUGCUGUGAAUAGGCCUCCCAUAUUUUUAUAGACCAAAGAGUGAAACAAAACAAAAAAACGCAAAAAAAAAGCAGGCAGCCGGAACGCGUCUUGAAACUGCGUAUUUGUGGAGACGCCCGCCCAACAAAGACAAAGACAAGCGGUGGUGCGCCACGGACUGAAAGCUAACGCUAUGUUAGCAACUGCGUUUUGGCGGGAAAGCCGCGCUCGCUCGCUAGCAUAACUGGAACCCGUUGGAAACCGGAGUAACCUUUAAACAAUUUGCAACGACAAACUUUUUGGUUUGAUUGUUUUUGUUUCCCAGGCGGAGAGCCCCGUACGACUGGGCCGGGGGAUGUAGGUACAGCAUACGUAUAACUCUGUAUUAAAAAAAAAGAUACACAUCUGAUUUGCAUUUUUAAGCUACGGUUGGGACAUUUUGCAAUAAGCAUGGUUGGUCGCAGAAGGAGGAUCAUAACAAAGAGAGGAUAUCUAAAAAUGUGUGUGAGGCUUUCAAGCCAGAUAUGGGUCAGAGGAAAUGUCAUUAAAUGUAUUUUGAGAGGCUCUGAGAAAAAAAAGUUAUAUAUUUAACAGUUUUAUAUGUCGUACCUUUGUAGAAGAAGCUUAUCGGACAGAAAAUGAGGGGUCGAGAAAGGCGGUUGUACCCGGCCAAUAAGCAGAGCCGUUCUAAUUAUCGCUCGGUUGUCUUUUCUGUUCCAACGAAUCUGUAUCCGCUUUUGUUCACAGUCCUCUAUUUAACAUGGCGCUGACUCACUGUCUCAAACCAUUAUGGAUUAAAAAAGAAACAAAAAAAAGGAAA